Necator americanus (New World hookworm) is the source of this 636-nucleotide messenger RNA. RefSeq lists its product as uncharacterized. The transcript has 4 exons. The record is from RefSeq and is a predicted model, not a curated record. The coding region runs from base 1 to 636 and encodes 211 amino acids. Gene Ontology annotation, molecular function: calcium ion binding. NCBI's taxonomy places the organism in Eukaryota, Metazoa, Nematoda, Chromadorea, Rhabditida, Ancylostomatidae.
AUGUUCCACGCCCUUGUCAUUCUUACACGAAUAGCAAUACUCUCAGCGGUUCCCGUUUUCGUCGAUCACGGUGACAUUCCCGAGGUUGAGACGUCUUAUCCAGUAGUGAAUUUGGACCUGUUACGGUAUCUCAGUGAUACACUCCGCAGCUUCUUUGAACCCGAAGAACGACGGACAACACCUGAUCCUCGCGGUAUGGACUUCGCUCAGUUCGUCGCUACAAACCGAUGCUCUGGUCAAGCAGCGUGGAACUGCUUCAAUGAAAUCGAUACAAACAACGAUAGCUUUAUUUCAUCGGAAGAACUAGCCAAAUACGACAAAUCAUCAAUAAGUAGGGUAGAAGGGAUGUACGAUGAUUUUUUGGAAACAAGUUUCAUCGAAGCAGACAACGAUGAUGACGGUUAUGUAGCCUACAAAGAAGGGGUGGAUUACGCUGAAAAUGUGCUAAAAGUGCGCGCUGAUGAUAACUGGCGGCAACUUUUCCAAGCGAAGGAUUUCGACGGCGAUGGUCAACUGAACAAAAAGGAAUUCAUGAGCCUUGUGUCAUCGUGGUACCGAGGUGACUACAAUCUCAAAUUCAACGACUACACACUGACAUCGCCAAUGACCCCGAGGCCAAAUGUCACGAACGCGUGA